Molecule: messenger RNA, 13823 nt
Organism: Xyrauchen texanus (razorback sucker)
Lineage: Eukaryota; Metazoa; Chordata; Actinopteri; Cypriniformes; Catostomidae
Product: collagen alpha-1(XII) chain-like
Exons: 77
Coding region: 215-10783 (3522 amino acids)
Molecular function (GO): protein binding
Source: RefSeq, a predicted model, not a curated record
ACGAGCUGUGGGUGAUCAGACCCUCCUCUUCAUCUUCAUUUCCAUCACUCCAUCUUUACGGAGAUUUGUUUAUUUUUUUUUAUUGAAUAGACAUUAAAACCGCUUUGCAUCUGGGCAGCAUUUCCAACUCCUUUCACCCGAUUUGUGAUGUAUUGAACUUUUGGAAACUUUUGGGAGUUUGAUUGAUUGAUGGUCUGCUGAUACUGGAGUGAAGAUGUCAGUCAGGCGUUUGGCAGCAGCCGCUCUCCUAACACUCACAGUACUGGCAUCAGUGAGAGCGCAAGUAAUGCCUCCUUCAGACUUGAGGUUUAAAAUUUUAAACGAAAACACAGUACAAAUGAUAUGGAAACAACCUCUGACAAGGAUCGAGGGCUUCAGAAUACAAGUAAUGUCCAGUACAGAUGAAACCCUUCAAGAAUUCACACUGCCUGCAACAUCGACCAAAACCUCCAUCAAAGAUCUGACGCCUGAUGUGGAUUAUGUUGUUACGAUAAAUUCAUAUUCCGGAGCUGAUGAGAGUUUACCGAUUUCUGGUCAAUUAACAAUCCAAUCAAGUGGUUUUGAGGGAGGCUCCAGGAAACCUCAGGUCUCAGAUGCCAUCAAAUGCUCUGUUAGUGCCAUUGCUGACCUGGCCUUCUUGGUGGACGGCUCUUGGAGUGUCGGCCGGGAGAAUUUCCAACUCAUCCGCAGUUUUAUAGCAACAAUGGCUGGGGCGUUUGACCUCGGAGAGGACAAGACCAGAGUGGGUGUGGUCCAGUACAGCACCGACACCAGAACUGAGUUUAACCUGAACCAGUACUUCAAACGCGCCGAGCUGCUCAGAGCCAUUAACAAUCUGCCAUACAAGGGCGGCAAUACCAUGACAGGUGAGGCUCUGGAUCAUCUGCUGAAAAACAUGUUCACAGAGGCGUCUGGUUCCCGGAAAGGAUUCCCCAAAGUGGCUGUAGUUAUCACUGAUGGCAAAUCUCAGGACCCUGUGGAGGGUUAUGCCAAAAAGUUGAAGAACGCUGGUGUUGAAAUCUUCACCUUGGGAAUUAAAGAGGCAGAUGAGGAAGAAUUGAAACAAAUGUCUUCCACGCCUUACAGGACACACGUUUACACAGUGCCAAACUUUGAAAUGAUUAAAGCUGUGGAGAAAUCCUUCAUUACGCAGGUGUGCACCAGUGUGGAUGAUCAACUCAACUCUCUGGUUAGCGGCGAGGAAGUUGUUGAACCAGCAUCAAACCUGCACGUCACAGAGGUUGCGUCCAAGUCUAUGCGUGUAACAUGGGAUGCGUCUAUAGGGGAGGUGACUGGAUACAAGUUACAACUGGUUCCCAUGAUGGCUGGCAGUAAACGUCAGGAGCUGUAUGUCGGUUCCACUCAGACCUCUGUGAAUGUGAGAGAUUUGUCCCCUGACACUGAAUACGAGAUAAGCCUGUUCGCUCUCAACGGUCUGACGCCCAGCGAACCGGUUUUGGCGAUGGAGAAAACCCAGCCUGUUAAAUUAUCAUUGGAAUGUUCUCUGGGUGUGGAUGUUCAAGCCGACGUUGUUCUCCUUGUCGACGGCUCCUACAGUAUCGGACUGGCAAACUUCGCAAAAGUGCGAGCUUUCGUGGAAGUCCUCGUCAACACGUUUGAUAUCGGGGCUGACAAAGUUCAAAUCAGCUUGGUUCAGUACAGCCGAGACCCACACACUGAGUUCCAACUGAACACCCACCAUAAACUGAGUGCCGUCGUCAAAGCCGUGAGAACGUUUCCCUACCGCGGUGGGUCCACCAACACGGGCAAAGCGAUGACGUAUGUAAGAGAGAGAGUCUUUAUUCCUACCAAAGGCGCUCGUACGAAUGUACCUCGCGUUAUGAUUCUGAUCACCGAUGGGAAGUCCUCAGAUGCCUUCAAAGACUCAGCGGCUCGGCUUAGGAACGCAGAUGUGGAGAUUUUCGCAGUGGGUGUGAAAGACGCUGUCCGAUCGGAGCUGGAGGCCAUUGCUAAUUCUCCAGCGGAGACCCACGUGUACACCGUAGAGGACUUUGAUGCCUUCCAGAGGAUUUCUAAUGAACUUACCCAGUCCAUCUGUCUGCGAAUUGAGCAGGAGCUUCUGAACAUUAAGAGGAAAAGUUUGACUGCACCUAGGUCUCUGACCUUCUCAGAGGUGACCUCAAGGAGUUUCAGAGCUUCAUGGAUAAUUGAUGCCACGGAUGUGCAGUCUUACCUCGUGCAGUACAGGCCUGCUGCGGACUCCGAAGCAAGCUACACCUCCGUCUCUGUGCCUGGAGACACUCCUACAAAUGUCUUACUCCACCUCACGCCUGUAACGAAGUAUGAAGUCAAAGUUUACGCCCAAUAUAAGAAGGGAGAAAGCUUUCCUCUAACUGACUUUGAGACCACGCUAGAAGAACAAGGAUCCGUGAACAACCUCAGGGUAUCUGAGGAGACCACCAACAGUUUCCGUGUCUCAUGGGGAGCAGCUCCAGGGGCCGUGGUGCGAUAUAGGCUCACGUAUGUCCCGGUCCAAGGGAAUACUGGCUUGCUAGAGACGGCAACAGCUGGCCCUGACACUACCAUCGUUCUGCAGCAGCUUUACCCAGUCACCACCUACCGUGUCUCUGUGGCUGCCGAAUACUCAGCAGGCGUUGGGCCUCAGAUGCAAAUUGAUGGAACAACCAAAGAAGAUUUGGGUUCCCCAAGAGACUUAAUAACCAGUGAUGUGACGGACACCAGCUUUAUGGUGUCGUGGACGGCUGCUCCAGGACGGGUGAGGGAGUAUCAUGUCCGCUGGAGGUCUCUCUUCUCAGGGGAGUCUGGGAAGAAGGUGGUGCCUGGAGAUGUGACCAGCACACUGCUAGAGAAUCUCACACCUGAAACACGCUAUCAGGUGUCUGUGUCCGCUUCUUAUGCCAGCGGUGAUGGAAAAGCACUCAUAGGGGAGGAGACCACUGAUGCAUCUACGUCUGGCAAAGCUUUAGUGGUGUCCGAUGAAACUGAGAAAACCAUGCGUGUGACAUGGCUACCUGCUCCUGGCCUUGUGGCCAACUACAGGCUCACAUAUGUCCCUCAAGCUGGCGGUAAAGAGAUGACCAUCAAGGUUCCUGCCAAUGUGACCACCACCAUGCUGAGAAAACUGCAGCCUCUGACCACCUACGACAUCACUGUACAUCCCAUUUACAAACGAGGAGAAGGAAAAGCAAGGCAAGGAGUAGGAACCACACUGUCACAAUAUAAAGCCCCAAGAAACCUGCAAACCUCUGAGCCCACCAAGACGAGUUUCCGUGUGUCUUGGGACCCCGCUCCUGGUGCUGUACGUGGGUACAAAGUCACGUUCCAUCCCAGCGGUGAUGACAUUGAUCUGGGACAACUUCUUGUUGGACCUUACGACAACACAGUCGUUCUAGAGGAACUAAGAGCUGGAACUAAAUACUCCGUGGCUGUUUUUGGAAUGUUUGAUGGAGGUCAAAGUAUGCCUUUGGCUGGAGAGGAGAAGACCACCCUCUCUGAUGAACCCGAGCCUCCUCCUGUUGAGCCCUCAGAUGCUCAGUGUAAGACUUCAGCCAAGGCUGAUAUCGUCCUGCUGGUGGAUGGAUCCUGGAGUAUCGGCCGUUUGAAUUUCAAAACAAUCCGAGCUUUUAUCAGUCGCAUGGUGGGCUUCUUUGACAUCAGCCCAGACAGGGUUCAAAUCGGUUUGGCUCAAUAUAGCGGGGAUCCCAAAACUGAGUGGCAUUUGAACGCCCAUUCCACUCGUGAAUCCCUGCUAGAAGCGGUAUCCAACUUACCCUACAAAGGCGGAAAUACAAUGACUGGUAUGGCCUUGAACUACAUCCUCCAGAACAACUUCAAACCAAAUGUGGGUUUAAGACCCGAUUCUCGUAAGAUUGGUGUCCUUGUUACAGACGGCAAAUCUCAGGAUGAGAUUGUAUUAAAUUCUCAGAAACUGCGUGACUCAGGCAUUGAACUUUAUGCAAUUGGUGUAAAGAAUGCAGAUGAAAAUGAGUUGCGAUCCAUUGCCACCGACCCUGAUGAGAUCCACAUGUACAACGUCAACGACUUCUCUUUUCUGUUGGAUAUUGUGGAUGACCUCACCAACAACCUCUGCAAUAGCGUUAAAGGCCCAGGAGGCGGCCCAGGGACACCCACUGACCUAGUGACUUCAGAGGUGACACACUACUCAUUCCGUGCUACAUGGAUGCCACCUGAUGAGCCAGUGGAGAAGUUCCGUAUCGAAUACGUACCGGCCACUGGAGGAACCCCUGAAGUGCUGCUUGUUGAUGGCGAAGAAAACACAGUUGUCCUGCUCAACUUGACCCCCAUGACCGAGUACAUUGUCCAUGUUUUUGCUGUGAUCGGUGAGCAGAGCAGUGAGCCAUUGAAAGGAACUGAAACCACAUUGCCCCUACCUGCCGUGACAAGCAUGACAGUGUAUGACGAGGCCCUGAUGUCUAUGCGGGUCAGGUGGGAGCUUGUGGGCGGGGCCAGUGGGUAUUUGCUGAUCUACAGCUCCAUCAAUGCCAGCGUGCCCUCUGGAAAUAUGGAGAUGCGAGUUGGUGCAGAUGUGAAUGACGUCCAGCUAUUGCAGCUGCUUCCAAACACAGCGUACUCCAUCUCCCUGUACGCCCUGCACAGUGAUAUGCCCAGUGAACCGCUCAUCGACAGAGGAGUCACUUUGCCUCUGCCUACAGCUGGUGAGUUGAGGAUCAAUGAAGUCACUCAUAGCUCCAUGCGUCUCACUUGGGAUGCAGCUCCUGGAAAUGUCAGGAAGUACAUCAUCAAAUAUAGGCGAGAGGACGGAGAACAGAAAGAGAAGGAGGUCAACGGUGACAUCACCACCCUGGUUCUGACCAACCUCCGCUCACAGACGGAGUACAGUCUUGACGUCACUCCCGUCUACGACGAGGGUUCAGGAACUCCAGUGGAUGGCACAGCAAUAACCGAUGUUGUUCCUGCGCCCAAGAACUUGAGGUUUUCUGAGGUGACCCAGACGUCAUUUAGAGUCACGUGGGAGCACGGAGCACCAGAUGUUGCGCUGUAUCGCAUCGGUUGGACCAAGAAGGGAGAGAACAACUUCAAAAAUGAUAUCCUGAGUCGUGAGGAUGUGACACAAGUUUUAACGGAAUUAGACCCAGACACGCCGUAUGACGUCACCAUCACAGCCAUCUACCCCGAUGAGUCGGAGAGCGAGGACCUGAUGGGAAGCCAACGCACAUCGUCAAAGAGCAUUUCAUCUGUGCCGACUGGACCACCACAAAACCUCCAGGUCUUCAACGCCACCACAACCACUCUAACAGUGAAAUGGGACCACGCUUCAGGCCCGGUCCAGAACUACAAAGUCACCUACCAGCCUGUUGCGGGAGGAAAGCCACUGUCUGUUCAGGUUGGUGGAAAGAAGAACAGUGUUAUUCUUCAGAAGCUGUCUCCUAAUACGCCAUAUUCCAUCACGGUGGCCGCCGUCUAUCGCACUGGAGAGAGCAAAGAUAUUUCCGGCCAGGGAAAGACAAAGCCUUUAGGAGGAGUGAAAAACCUGCAGGUGAUCAACCCCACAAUGACAACGCUGAACGUCCGUUGGGAACCAGCAGAAGGAAAAGUGAAGGAAUAUAAGGUUGUCUACGUGCCUGCGGCUGGUGGUGCCGAAAGCAUGGUAGGACUGGAGCAGGUAUCUUCCACCACUACGACCACAGUUCUGAGAGGCCUUCAGUCCGAUACUCUCUACACCGUUACCUUGAUUCCUGUUUAUUCUGAGGGAGAUGGACAGAGAAUGUCUGAGAAUGGAAAAACAAGGGCCCUGGGCGGUGUGAAGAACCUGAGGAUAACUGACCCUACCAUGACCUCAUUGAACGUCAAAUGGGAGCCUGCGGAUGGGGCCGUGCGCCAGUACAAGAUCUUCUUCGUCCCUGCAGCUGGAGGAACUGAAGCAAUGGAACAAGUACCUGGGGCUCAGACUAACAUAGUUUUACGAAACCUGACCCCUGAUACUAUCUACACUGUAUCUGUUGUUCCAGUGUAUCCCGCCACAGAGGGCAGACGUCAGUCUGAGAAUGGAAAGACCUUGCCACUUGGAGGUGUUAGAAACCUCCGUCUUACCGACCCCACCUUCACAACCCUCACCGCCACCUGGGAAGCUGCCGAUGGAAAUGUGCAGGGGUACAAAGUGUUAUAUGUGCCCACCAAUGGAGGAAUAGAGCUCAUGGAGCAAGUAUCUGAAAGCACAACAACAUUAGUGUUGAAAAAACUCCUGCCAGACACCAUGUACACAGUGACUGUAGUGCCGGUGUUUGCUGAAGGAGACGGACCUCAACUCUCAGAGAAGGGAAAGACCAAACCUUUGGGUGGCGUGAGGAACCUGCUGGUGACAGAUCCGACUGUCAGCACACUGAACGUCCGCUGGGAGCCGGCAGAAGGCACUGUGCGGGAAUAUAUUGUCAUCUAUGUUCCUGCUGGUGGUCAAGAUCAAGAAGUGGAUCAAGUGUCUGGAACCACAACCUCUACUGUUCUGAAGAACUUAGAGCCCGACACGACUUACACUGUGACCGUGGUGCCGGUCUAUGCUGAGAUGGAGGGCAAACCUCUUUCAGAGAAUGGCAAAACAAGACCAUUGGGUGGAGUUCGCAACCUUCAGGUCACCGAUCCCACCAGCAGCACCCUCUCUGUUCGAUGGGAGCAUGCUGAUGGAAACCCCCGAAAUUACAAGGUUUUCUACGUCCCACAGCCUGGAGAUGAUGAAAAGAUGGAAGUAGUUUCCGGUGGCACGACAAGCACCAUCCUGCGUAAUCUUAACGCCAACACGGUGUACAAGGUCACAUUGUUGCCUAUGUAUGAAAACGAUGUAGAAGGAAAACGUCAGUCUGACAACGGAAAGACAAAACCUUUGGGAAGUGUGAAGAACCUACAGGUGACGGACCCAACUGUGAACUCUUUGAGGGUGCGAUGGGACCCGGCCGAUGGAGAUGUCCGUCAAUACAACAUCAUCUAUGUGCCUGUUGCCGGAGGUGCUUCCAGCACGACUCAAGUGUCUGGGAUGUCGACCAAUACUAUUCUAAGGAACCUGCAGCCAGACAUGGAGUACAGAGUUACCGUAGUGCCAGUUUACCCUGACGACGAAGGAAAGAAACAGUCCGACAACGGAAAAACAAAGCCUCUGGGUGGAGUGAAGAACCUGCAGGUCACCGAUCCCACAACCAGCUCGUUGAAGGUGCGCUGGGAGCCAGCUGAGGGUAACGUCCGGCAGUAUAGAAUCUUCUACGUGCCCGCGUCUGGUGGUGCUGAAGACAUGGAGCAAGUCUCUGGAGGAACAACCAACACUGUCCUGAGGAACCUUCUGUCAGACACGGUCUAUACUGUGACUGUGGUGCCUGUUUAUCCAGAGGGAGAUGGACUCCGUCAAUCUGAGAAAGGAAAGACUCUUCCACGUUUCCCUCCCAGAAACAUUGUGGUCUACAACCCGACUCCCAACAGCCUUAAUGUGCGCUGGGAGCCCGCCACGGGUCUGGUGCAGCAGUACAAGGUCGUCUAUGCCCCGCUGAGUGGCAUCCGGCCUCAGGAAUCGGUUCUCGUUCCAGGAAAUGUCAACAAUGCUUUCCUGGAUCAACUCAUCCCGGAUACUCCGUACUCAGUGAGCGUAAUGGCCAUGUAUGCAGACGGACAAGGCCCGGGAAUUGAUGGGAAAGGAAAAACACUACCGCGAGCUGGACCCAGAAACUUGCGAGUCUUCGAAACCACCACGAACACGAUCAGCAUCGGCUGGGAUCACGCAGAGGGUCCUGUUCAACAAUAUAGGAUUGCGUAUGCUCCAUUGACGGGGGAUCCCAUCACAGAAUUUAGUGCUGUUCCUGGCAACAGAAAUAAUGCUAUCCUUCAAAACCUGCUUCCUGACACGCCGUACAACAUCACAGUAAUGGCGAUUUAUGCUGAAGGACCUGGUGGAUCCCUGAACGGAAACGCAAGGACACUUGGCCUGCUGGCCCCUCAGAACCUGCGGGUCUCGGACGAGUGGUACACACGCUUCCGUGUGUCCUGGGACCCGGCGCCAUCUCCGGUCAUGGGUUACAAACUGGUCUACCAGCCAACAGACAAGGAUGAGUCUUUGGAGGUGUUUGUUGGUGAUGUCACCACCUAUCCACUACACAAUCUGAUGCCUGGCACCACGUAUGAUGUUCAGGUGUAUGCCCAGUAUGAUGGCGGUGUGAGCAAAGCCCUCAUAGGACAAGGAACAACAUUGUACCUGAAUGUCACCAAUCUGGAGUCAUUUGACGUCGGCUACGACAGGUUCUGCAUUAAAUGGUCACCUCACCGUGCCGCCACGUCUUACCGAAUCAAGCUGUACCCUCUGGAUCCCUCAGCUAAAGGUCAGCAGGAGAUCACCAUCACGGCCGGUCAGAGUCAAUACUGUUUCGAGGGCUUGAGUCCAGACUCCCUCUACAAUGCUACUGUGUUCGUCCAGACGCCCAAUCUAGAGGGACCCGGAGUCAGUACCAAAGAACGCACCCGUGUCAAACCAACACCUGUGCCAACAAAACCACCCACACCCCCUCCACCACCCACCAUACCACCCGGUUGGGCGGUUUGCAAAGGAGCAAAGGCAGAUGUGGUUUUCCUGAUUGAUGGCUCGUGGAGUAUUGGAGAUGACAGUUUCAGCAAAGUUGUCAAUUUUGUCUUCAGCGUUGUCGGAACCUUUGAUGUUAUUGGUCCAUCAGGAAUGCAGGUUUCGUUCGUGCAGUACAGCGAUGAUGCAAAGACGGAGUUCAAACUUAAUGCAUAUAACGACAAGGGCACGCUGCUUUCUGCUCUCAAACUCAUUCGCUACCGGGGAGGAAACACUAAGACAGGUGUUGCUCUGAAGCAUGUGUAUGAGAAGGUCUUCACUGUAGAAAGUGGAAUGAGGAGAAACGUGCCGAAAGUCGUUGUUGCUGUAACAGAUGGACGUUCUCAAGAUGAUGUACAGAAGAAUGCUGCUAAACUACAGCAUGCUGGUUACAGUGUGUUUGUGGUCGGCGUGGCCGAUGUGGACUUUGUCGAGCUGCAAAACAUUGCGAGCAAACCGAGCGAACGUCACGUCUUCGUGGUGGACGACUUUGAUGCCUUCUCCACCAUUCAGGACAAUCUGGUCACGUUCAUUUGUGAAACGGCAACAUCCUCCUGCCCAUUGAUCUAUGUAAAUGGAUUCACAUCGCCAGGAUUCAGAAUGCUGGAAGCCUUCAAUAUGACUGAAAAGGUGUAUGCUAGCACCAAGGGUGUGUCUAUGGAACCCGGUUCUUUCAAUAGUUACACCGCCUACAGACUCCACAAGAAUGCUUUCCUGAAUCAGCCUUCAUUGUAUAUUCACCCGAAUGGUCUACCGUCCACAUUCACCAUCAUUCUGACAUUCCGACUCUUGCCUGACUCGCCGACUGAGGCCUUCGAUAUCUGGCAGGUGUCGGACAAGAACUACAAACCUGAGACCGGUGUCACCAUUGACCCGUCCGGUCAAGCUGUGUCAUUUUACAGUAAGGACACAACAGGCGAGAUCCAACGUGCCACAUUUAAAAACGAUCAUGUGAAGAAAAUUUUCCAUGGAAGCUUUCACAAGCUCCACAUCCUGGUGUCUCCCAAGAGCGUCAAACUGCACGUGGACUGUCAGGAAGUGGCUGAGAAAGAGAUUAAGCCAAGAGGAAACAUAUCGACAGAUGGAUAUCAAGUUCUUGGAAAGAUGUCGAAAUCUAUUGGAUCUAAAGAGUCGGCAACAUUCCAGCUCCAGAUGUUUGACAUUGUGUGCAGUCUCGGUUGGACCAGCAGGGACCGAUGCUGUGACCUUCCUUCAAUGAGAGAUGAAUCCAAGUGUCCAGCUCUCCCCAAUGCCUGCCAAUGCACCUCAGACAGUACGGGGCCUCAGGGCCCUCAGGGGCCUGUGGGUUCACCGGGAAGCAAAGGACCUCGUGGUGAGAGAGGAGAUGCAGGUCAAGUUGGUCCAGUUGGGCAACGUGGAGAAAUGGGUUUGCCUGGUCCUAUGGGCCCUCCAGGACCACAGGGCCCCAGCGGGCGCUCCAUCCCAGGCGAGGCUGGUCGUCCAGGUCCAAAGGGAGAUCCGGGUGACGCUGGCUUACCUGGACAGAAAGGUCCACCGGGACCAGCUGGUGCUAUUGGGCCUGUUGGACCGGCGGGAAUACGGGGACCCCCAGGCAAGGAAGGCCAAGUGGGACCCAGAGGCCCUCAAGGAACUAUGGGACCCCCAGGAGCCCCAGGAAUGCAAGGACACUCUGGAAAGCCUGGAAAACCCGGAGACACGGGUGUUCCGGGACGUUCGGGUGUUAAAGGAGACAAAGGAGAUCGAGGAGACAUUGCAUCACAGAGCAUGAUGCGCUCCAUUGCCAGACAAGUUUGCGAACAGCUUGUGAAUGGGCAAAUGGGUCGAUUCAACGAAAUGCUAAACCAGAUCCCUAGUAACUAUCAAAGCAACACUCCGGGGCCUGCUGGUCCCCCUGGACAACCCGGACCCCAGGGAUCACGUGGAGAGCCCGGUCGGAUAGGCAGAAAUGGCCUGCCAGGAAGUCCAGGGUUGCCUGGUACCCAGGGAGAACGAGGACUAUCCGGAGAGAAAGGAGAUAGAGGAAGUCCAGGCAAUGGAGAGAGGGGACAAAGAGGUGCCACCGGACCACCUGGCCCACCAGGUGAGUCCAGAACUGGUCCUCCUGGUCCCAGCGGUUCCCCUGGCAACCGUGGUCCACCCGGUCGCAACGGUGUCGCCGGAGUACGGGGUCCACCCGGCCCACCAGGCUACUGUGAUUCCUCUCAGUGUGUUGGUAUUCCGUAUAACGGACAGGGUUACAGAGGUUCAUAAACUUUCUAAAGCACCUGUGCUGCUUACACUUUGAAAUCCUGAGAAACGUCACGUGUUAUUGGGCUCUGUGCGGAUAACCACCACGGAGAUGAUUAAACGAACACUAUUGAGCGAAAACAAACAAACAAACAAACAAAACGAGAUUACGAUCUGCGGAUGGGUACUAACAACAACUCACAGCCACGGGCAUCAGUGAUGGCAGCCAAAACAAACGAAAGCAAACAGUCGGCUGGGGACGCAUGAACAAAACACGCAAAAACAAACACCAGCAACCACAACAAUUACUAACCAGGUGGAUCUGUAGCCAAAACAACUGUAAUUUAGCAUGUUAACGCAAAGAUUUUGUUUAUUUCUGUAAAUAAACUAAUCAUGCCUAGUAAAUGGAUCCCAAUCCACUAAAUAUUAGUUUUAACCCUCGUAGUGAGCUUGUGCGUUGUAUUCUGCUGCUUUGCUGAAUGCCGACACCAGUGCCUCUCUCUUUUAUUUUAUUUUUUACUAUGUGCCUUAAGUGAUCGCACAGAUUUUUGCUCAGGGCCAAAUUUGAAGCACGCAUCUUUUUGUACAUAAUAUCCCAGAGGUUUGAAUUCUCUAUGUACACAUUUAAAGGUUUAGUCCUCCUUCACUUGACUGUAAGUUAUGGUCUGAAUAAUUUUCUGAAUGUGCUUGUUUGAAUUCUUCAAGUUAUUUCUCAUGUAGAUAUUUUUGGAAGGCAAACAUGCCCAUAUCAGCAGCUAUUUGUUUUAAUAGACAGAUGUUUCCCAUGAUUGCCAGUGUCUUUAUAUAUACACAGUUGGAUCAAAAAGUCUGAGAACACAUAACAAAUCUGGAACUUUUUUUUUGGUUUGAUUUGUUUUCAUUUAAAUCUGGAAAUAAGCAGUUUUAUGAUUUUAAUAUAAACACUGUUAGACAAUACAUGAAUCCUUCAGAUUCUGUAACUUUUCUAGGUCACUAAUUAAGAUUAAGAUUCAACUUUAUUGUCAUAUGCGGUUGUUUUUGCAUAUCCCAACUAAGCUGGGGUCAGAGCGCAGGGUCAGCCAUGAUACAGCGCCCCUGGAGCAAAUAGGGUCAAGGGCCUUGCUCAAGGGCCCAACAGUGGUAUCUUGGCGGUGCUGGGGCUUGAACCCCCAACCCAGAGCCUUAACCGCUGAGCCACCACUGGCCCUGGUUAUAACCAUGUUAAGAUCAGACUUCCUUGAAACAACAGAUGCUCUGUGGAACGUUCUCAAAUUCGCAAAAUCGUAUUCGUUUUUACAUGUAUACACUAAAAAUGUCCAACAUACAUGAAUUUAUGGGGAUUUAUGACAUUUACAUUUUUUCUUAAAGAAAAUUUUCACCUCAUCUUAAAUUCUGUAUUUUGUUUAAUAGAAGUCUGUGGGGAAAAUAACACUGGUGGAAAUACAAUUUUUAAAGUUUUUGAAAUAAAAGGACUUCUUUGUCUUGCUAAAGCUAAUUUCAUAGCUAACAUUUUAUGCAUCCUAAUACAUACAUUUAAAUUAUAUUUUCACACUUUUUGCAUAAUUUGGCAAAAUUACAUCUUGAUUGGAAAUGACGUCACCAUAAAAAUAUUUUUUCUUGGAACAUCCCAUAUUUCAUCUAUUUAGUGACACAUUUGUCCACUUGGUGGACAAGUACAAUAACUUUUGAAAUUUUUUUAUUACAAGCAAAAUUUUUCGGUUUGGUGGAAAUGUGCACAACUGUGGGACAUUCUUCAGUUUUGGGGAAUAUAUAUAUAUUUUUUUUAAUAAUUUUCACAAAAUAAAUAUUGAAAUUUAACUCUUUGCUUUCCUAUCAUUGUUUUAGACAUGUCAUUUGUAUUUUUUGAUAGAUUUUUAGUUUAAUAUUGAAAGUCUGGUUCUGGAACAAGACUAAAACUAUAACAUAUAAAAUAUACACAUAAAAAGUAUUUUAAAAGUAGCAAAAAUAAACGGAGAAGACCUGGUAAAAAAAAAAAAACAAGUCGAAAUUGGUUUAAUAAAAAGUUAAAGAAACACAUCAAAUUCAAUCAAUCUAUCAAAAUGAUGCAUUUUUCCUAGCGGUCUCAGACUUUUGGACCCCACUGUAUAUAUCUCUAACUCUGUUCUAUCAGUGCCCUUCCAACCAGCAGUGCCUAACCUUACCUUUGAACUUACCAUGGUUGCAAUUGUGUCGAGCACAUUCAGAAAGGUAACAAUUGUAUUUUGGCCAAGCAGAACAGUUUCCACCCGACGCUGAGCGUGUAGUCCAAAUACCUGAAGAAGACUUUGAGAUAUCACCAAACCAACGGCGCAAGAGGUCACUGCCUGAGACGGGAUCCAUAAGGAUAGCCUAGUAAAAGGGGGGAGUUCAUUGGCGAUGUGUUUGUUGACGUUCCGUUGGCCUGUAAAGAUAAUUGUGUGACUUCAGCACAGCAGAUCGGAUGAUUAUGCGCAUAAAUCUCGUAAUAUAACCUCAAAGCUUUCUGUCUGUCCACUUGUACUCCAUUGCUUGUAAAAUAGCAUUAAAUAUUUGUUCGAUUGGAUUCAUUUGUCACAGCAGAGUGCAGGUGAAAGGUGUUUGAUAAUUUAUUAACAUGGAAGGGUUUCCAAACAUCAGCACCUCUUCCAAUCAUCUGCAUAUUCACAAAUCAUCAUUUAUGUCUCAUACGCAUUAGUUAUCCAUUUUUGUCUUCACCUGAAAGGUUGUCUUUUUUUGUAAACAUCUGCAGUAAAACAUGCCCUCCGUUGCUUUAUAAUAAAUCAAAUAUUGAUCGUGUUGGAUGAAUGUUUGAUUGAACUCACGGCUGAUUUUACCAAAGGUGGAAUUGCAUGUCUGUGGUGUAUAUUUAGUAUAUUUUUGUUUCAUUUGUAGUUGUUGGUUUUUCUUUUUGUUAAUCCAGAAUAUAGUUGUUGUAAUUGUUGUUUUAACAGUAUCAAAUGCAGUUGGCAUUUAUGUGCAAAACUAUACAUGGAUAUAGUAUUGCUUCUUCAUGUUUGUAACUGCACAUUGUGAAUUCCACAGCCUUAUUUUCUUAUUUAUUUCUGAAACAGAGGAGGCAUUUUUCAAUAAAACUACUGAAAAUAUU